CGCUGCUUUAAUCUUAGGCCCCACCUUGAUCAUCUUCGUCACUACUGUUUCAACUUUGCCCUAAAACAAACAUGAGUUGUGUAACUAUGAUAAUUGGCUCAAAAUAUUGUCAUAUCUCACUCUAUCAAUCUAAAAAUAACUCUUCAACAGCGCUCUGCAACAGCCAUGGAUGUUGAGAAUAGUGGGCCCUCCUAUGGAUGCCACGUUGGACCACAAGAUAGGAUGAUAAUGAACCGGAUAAUGUUAAGAUUCCGGCCGAUUGCACCGAAACCGGUCGCCGACGGUUCAGGUCCGGGUUCUAAACCGGAGAAUGAAAAGGCAGAACCGGUUAGCAGACGAAGAGGGAAGAGAAAGUACGUUAGAGUUAAGAAAAAUAGGAAGUGUAAGAAUAGUGCAGAGAAAGAAGAAAGAAAAGAUGGAUCUGAUAAUAAUGGAUCUAUUGUAACCCUUCAGUUACUUCCGGAGAGUAGCAGCAGUGUUACAAACCCGACAGAUAACGUUUCUUUUCAAAAAGAAAUCUCUUUCUCUGAGCUAGAUCAACCCCAAUGGAUGAGUUUUCAUGAAUAUGAUAAUAAUGGUAUAUCCGCCUUCAGUUCAACGGAUCGGUUAGAUCUGAAGGUGACAACGCAGACACCAAGAAUGGUAGAGUCUUGGGUGAUGGUGGAUAGAAUAACAAACAUAUUUGUGGAUAGUGAAGGCUUAGGAAGUACGGACAUGGAGAAAAUGAAGAAUCUGGAGACGGACACGUAUCCAGGGCUCGUGUCGGAUAGCUCAGAUAGGGUGCGGUGGGUGAAUCCGGCGUACCGGAGAAUGGUGAAUCCUCUAGAAGACGGAGGAGUGACGGCGGAGAUGGUGGUGAAGAUGGUUGUGAAGGAGAAAAUAAGAGAGGAAGAAUUACCUGCAGCUUUUGCAUGCAUUGUGAGGUUAGUGUAUACAUGGAAGAAUAAGAAAAACUCACGAACAAUGCCUUGUGAUGUGUGGAAAAUGGAGUUUGGAGGGUUUGCAUGGAGGUUUGAUUCUAAUGCUGCACUUAGCUUGGGUCGUUAAAGGAACUAAACCCCUUCACCAAGCAAGAAAGAAUACUACUCACAAGCCAACGCGCAGGUAACCUUAUAGGGCUCGUUUGCUGCGAGGGAUUAAUCCCGAGAUUAAAUUUGAGAUGAGUUUAUUCUUUCUUUAGUUGGAAUAAAAUCGUGGUAUAACUAAUUCCGGAAUUAGUUAUCCCAAGAUUGUAGCGUUUUUUUAUCCAUAUGGGAGAGUGGAAUAACUAGUUCCAGAAUAACUAAUUCCGGAAUAAUUAAUCAUAGGAUGACUUGUUUUCCAAUCAAACGACCCCAUAUAAUAAUAGUAAUACUACUUUUCCCUUCUCAUUAGGUGUCGGUACUUAGUUUGGGAUUCCAACUAAUUCAGAUUGGUCCCACAGAUAAGAGGGGUUGUUCUGAUGGUAAGCAACCUCCACUUCCAACCAAGAGGUUGUGAGUUCGAGUCUACCCAAGAGCAAGGUGGGAAG
Nicotiana tabacum (common tobacco) is the source of this 1510-nucleotide messenger RNA. RefSeq lists its product as uncharacterized. NCBI's taxonomy places the organism in Eukaryota, Viridiplantae, Streptophyta, Magnoliopsida, Solanales, Solanaceae. The record is from RefSeq and is a predicted model, not a curated record.